This is a messenger RNA of Mollisia scopiformis, 3571 nucleotides long. RefSeq names its product leucyl-tRNA synthetase. Lineage: Eukaryota; Fungi; Ascomycota; Leotiomycetes; Helotiales; Mollisiaceae. The transcript has 2 exons. Gene Ontology annotation, cellular component: mitochondrion. Gene Ontology annotation, biological process: mitochondrial translation; leucyl-tRNA aminoacylation. The record is from RefSeq and is a predicted model, not a curated record. Gene Ontology annotation, molecular function: leucine-tRNA ligase activity; aminoacyl-tRNA deacylase activity; ATP binding. The coding region runs from base 284 to 3451 and encodes 1055 amino acids.
AUAAUACAAUGCAGUUGGUCUAUGCAUAGGAAGUCGAACUCGCAGAAAGAAUAAGCUUCGAAAAGAGGAUUUACACAUGAAGGAAAGACGUGGUUAUGCUUGCAGCGGUGUAUGACCUUUGUCUUGCACACGGCGUGGCACGUGUACAGAACUGUCUCGCAGUGUUGGAGCUCGGACCAUGCAAAAGUUGGAGCUUCUAUUGAAAGCUCUCGUGAUUCUCGACCAUCACAACACAACACAACCAUGAAGCUCUCACGGUAGGACACCAUGCGGCUCCCAAAUCAUGCGGCAUGUCAUCUGCAAGUCUGCAAGGCGAAUCAGAGCUCGGCCUGUGCAAUAUUUUGGUUCUGCUGGUAGUCUCCAAUUCAGUCGUUCCUUUCGGUUUAAACUCUCAGAGAAACGCGCACUCACCUCGAAUUUAACGGAGAUCGACAACUUGUAUCGAAUAGGGGAAGCUGGUCGUCGAAUAAAAAAACUAAAGAGCGAGACAUGGCCGUGGUUAAUUUUCCAUGCGAAGGGAGGAGAGGAAUUGGAGAAGGCCAAGCAGAAGAAGUACAUCCUGCCAAUGUUUCCUUACCCAUCAGGCGAUCUACAUCUUGGCCAUCUACGAGUCUACACAAUAUCCGAUGUUCUAGCACGGUAUUAUCGAAUGCAGGGUUACAAUGUCAUGCACCCAAUUGGCUGGGAUGCCUUUGGUCUGCCAGCAGAGAAUGCUGCUAUUGAGAGAGGCAUUGAUCCAGCUACCUGGACCAAGAAGAAUAUCCAAAAAAUGAAGUCUCAGUUGGAGGGAAUGAAUGGUCACUGGGAUUGGGACAAGGAGCUUGCUACAUGCGAUCCGAGUUUCUACAAACACACCCAGCAACUAUUUCUCCUCCUACACAAAGCUGGAUUGGCCUACCAAGCAGAGUCAUUAGUGAAUUAUGACCCUGUGGAUAAGACAGUGUUGGCGAAUGAGCAAGUGGACGCGAAUGGUUGUUCUUGGAGAUCCGGUGCCAAAGUAGAGCAGAAAAUGCUGAAGCAAUGGUUUUUCAAAAUCACCCAGUUUCGACAGGAGCUAUUGGACGAUUUGAAGACACUGGAGAAGAAUGGAGCUUGGCCAGAGAGGGUAUUGGCAAUGCAGAAGAACUGGCUUGGAAAGUCGACUGGUGCAAAGAUUAAAUUCCCUGUGGUGGCAUAUGAUCAGCAGACUCAUUCCGAUAUCGAAGUGUUCACGACGAGGCCAGAUACAUUGUUUGGAGUUCAGUAUGUUGCUUUGGCAUCAACACAUCCAAUUGUUCAAAGCCUAGCGAAGACGGAUGCCGAGCUUCAAGCAUUUCUGGACACUAUUCCAGCUCUACCACCAGAUUCGAAGGUUGGAUACGUAUUACCUCAUGUUCGGGCUCUGAACCCCCUGGCCUAUGAGGAGUCUACACCAGAUGCGACGAAAGCGUCAUUGCCUAUCUAUGUGGCUCCAUAUGUCCUUGGAGACUACGGAGAUGGUGCCGUGAUGGGAGUUCCUGGUCAUGACACUCGUGAUCAUGCUUUCUGGAAGCAUAACCGGUACGAUGACCCUGUACGAAUGGUCAUUUCUCAGUCUCCAGACGAGUCUACGGGCGUGCUGAGAAACGCGCCCUACAUACGACACGGACAUCUUACCAAGCACAGUGGACCGUAUGCUGGUUUGAGCACUGCUCAAGCGACGAAAAAGAUCAUCGAUCUUCUGGAAGCAAAAGGAUUGGGAUCUGCUGCCGAGACUUGGCGACUUCGAGACUGGUUGGUUAGUAGACAGAGAUACUGGGGAACUCCCAUCCCCAUCAUUCACUGCGAAAGCUGUGGUCCAGUACCGGUGCCCGAGGACCAACUUCCAGUCGAACUUCCCGCCGUUCAGGAGCAUUGGGGCAACGGAAAAACUGGCAACCCACUGGACCAUGCCCACGACUGGGUGAACACGAGAUGUCCGUCAUGUGGUGGUGCCGCCAAAAGAGAUACCGAUACUAUGGACACAUUCGUGGAUUCGAGUUGGUAUUUCAUGAGAUUCCCGGACUCGCAGAACAAGGAGCUCAUGUUCUCGCCGGAUGCAGCAAAUACGAAUUUACCAGUGGACAUUUAUAUAGGUGGAGUCGAGCAUGCGAUUCUUCACCUUCUUUAUGCUAGGUUCAUUUCCAAGUUUAUGAGCACGACACCGUACUGGCCAGAAGGUAGCAAUCACGCUGGAGAACCAUUCAAGAAAGUUUUGACUCAAGGAAUGGUUCACGGAAAGACGUACUCGGAUCCUUCGAAUGGUCGAUUUUUGAAACCAGACGAGCUUGAUCUCGGAGAUCCAUCCCAGCCGAUUGCUAUUGCGUCCGGCCAAAAAGCCAAUGUGAGCUUUGAGAAAAUGUCAAAGUCAAAGUACAACGGAGUUGACCCGGGAACGUGCAUAGCAAAGUAUGGCGCCGAUGCCACCAGGGCGCAUAUCUUGUUCCAAGCACCCGUGAGCGAAGUACUGGAAUGGGAUGAAGAAAGGAUCUCCGGUGUUACUCGCUGGCUUAAACGAUUGCUGGAGUUCUUGGACAAGUAUGCAGAUUCUCAUUUCAUCAGACUCCGGGCUGCUGAACUACACGGUCUCCUGAACGCAAAAGCAUAUUUUUUGUUCAAUUUCGAGAUUAUAGAAAGCUUGAAAACCGAGAAAGGCAGGAAGUUCAAGAUUCCCAGUCAGCUCAAAGAGUUCAUUGGAAAAGAUGUCGCCGAACUUGAGGUACGUCCCGAGGCUGUAACACAGGUAACCGAACGCUUCGAGCAAGAUAAAUCCUUAUGGCGGGCUGUACAGGCGAGUAUCGCAUCGGUCACCGAAGCUUACAGCACAACACAUUCCCUGAAUACCGUCGUCUCAGACUUGAUGUCCCUGACCAAUGCUAUUCUUGAUCAGCAGACCGAGAAAAAUGGGGUCUUGACAUUCAAGGCAAAUUCCCAAUUGGUUUAUCUUGCAGUCGUUGUCCUGCUCCGAAUGAUGGCUCCAGUCACUCCAGCAGUCGCAGAAUACUGCUGGGAAAAGGUGAACCUUCCACAAGCAAACGCUUACGACUACUGGGUUGGAUCCAUGGUGGCAAAGGUCGGAACUAUAUUCGCUAGAAGAGUUCUGCCUCCUGGUACUGAACUCAAAAAUCUGGUUACGCGUUCGAGACCAGGGUCUAUCUUUGAUCAACCGUUUCCCACGACCGAUGGGACGUAUGAGAUGUUGACUCCGGCAACACAGACUUGUGCUGUUCAAAUCAAUGGGAAAUUGAGAGUUGCCGUUGAGAUUCCGAAUCCUCCUGGAGAUCUUCCAAAUGAGAAGCUGGAAAAGUGGUUGGUGGAAGAGAUCUUGAAGACAAAGGAUGGGAAGAGUCGACUAAUGGGAGUUUCGAAGAAGGGGAAACCUCAAGUUGAUAUUAGGAAGGCUAAAAGGGCGAUUGUUGUUAAAGGAGGGAAAACGGUAAACUUUAUUAUGUAGAUGAUUGUACUAUACCUAGCUCUGAUUGUAUAAAAGAAUGAGGAUGGAGGAUGUUCGCGAUGAUUCCUUUCCUCUGGCCAUAAACUCUCGGCAAUGUCUCGCCAAAGUGCCACCUCUCGG